AUGCCGUCACCGUCAUCCCAUCCCUGCCGUCACCUUCAUUACAUCCCUGCCGUCCCCUUCAUCCCAUCCCUGCCGUCACCUUCAUCCCAUCCCUGCCGUCCCCUUCAUCCCAUCCCUGCUGUCACCUUCAUCCAAUCCCUGCCGUCCCCUUCUUCCCAUCCCUGCCGUCACCUUCAUCCCAUCCCUGCCGUCCCCUUCAUCCCAUCCCUGCCGUCACCUUCAUCCCAUCCCUGCCGUCCCCUUCAUCCCAUCCUUGUCGUCCCCUUCAUCCCAUCCCUGUCGUCACCUCUGACCCGUCCCUCAGUCACCUUUCCUCCAUCUCUUCCGUCCCGUAUACAAUCAACAGCUCCCAAUCAGUACUCUGGAGCUGCACCACCGGUGAAGGUGAUCACUGAAGCCACCAAGCACUAUGAGCUCGUCCCCGUCAAGAAAACCCCGUUUGUGGCGGCAUCCUGUGAUCGCCGCCAGGAGCAUGGUGGUGUAUCAAACGUGGAGCUUGACCAAUUCGAGCGACGCGUGAUGGCAAGGUUCGCCGAGAUGCUGUCGGCCAUACUUCGGGGUGCUGGUCCAUCCGUCCCAAUCGGAGCGCCUGCAGCAACUCCUCCUCAUUCUGGCCCGAGCACCAGCUCGCAUAGGGAGGUGAGGCUUUACCUAAACCCCAACUCCCCUCUUGCUUGCCUGGCCACUCUCCCCUCAACCAGAAACCCCACCUGCUACCCUAAAUCCAGGCCUAGGGAGGUGAGGCUUUACCUAAACCCCAACUCCCCUCUUGCUUGCCUGGCCACUCUCCCCUCAACCAGAAACCCCACCUGCUACCCUAAAUACAGGGCUAGGGAGGUGAGGCUUUACCUAAACCCCAAGUCCCCUCUGCUUGCUUGCCCACUCUCCCCUCAACCCCAAACCCCACUUGCUUCCCCAUCCAGGCAUAGGAAGGUGAGGCUUUACCUAAACCCCAACUCCCCUCUUGCUUGCCUGCCCACUCUCCCCUCAACCCGAAACCCCACCUGCUACCCUAAAUUCAGGCCUAGGGAGGUGAGGCUUUAUCUAAACCCCAACUCCCCUCUGCUUGCCUGCCCACUCUCCCCUCAACCCCAAACCCCGCUUGCUUCCCCAUCCAGGCAUAGGGAGGUGAGGCUUUACCUAAACCCCAACUCCCCUCUGCUUGCCUCCCCACUCUCCCCUCAACCCCAAACCCCACUUGCUUCCCCAUCCAGGCAUAGGGAGGUGAGGCUUUACCUAAACCCCAACUCCCCUCUUGCUUGCCUGGCCACUCUCCCCUCAACCAGAAACCCCACCUGCUACCCUAAAUCCAGGCCUAGGGAGGUGAGGCUUUACCUAAACCCCAACUCCCCUCUUGCUUGCCUGGCCACUCUCCCCUCAACCAGAAACCCCACCUGCUACCCUAAAUACAGGGCUAGGGAGGUGAGGCUUUACCUAAACCCCAAGUCCCCUCUGCUUGCUUGCCCACUCUCCCCUCAACCCCAAACCCCACUUGCUUCCCCAUCCAGGCAUAGGAAGGUGAGGCUUUACCUAAACCCCAACUCCCCUCUUGCUUGCCUGCCCACUCUCCCCUCAACCCGAAACCCCACCUGCUACCCUAAAUUCAGGCCUAGGGAGGUGAGGCUUUAUCUAAACCCCAACUCCCCUCUGCUUGCCUGCCCACUCUCCCCUCAACCCCAAACCCCGCUUGCUUCCCCAUCCAGGCAUAGGGAGGUGAGGCUUUACCUAAACCCCAACUCCCCUCUGCUUGCCUCCCCACUCUCCCCUCAACCCCAAACCCCACUUGCUUCCCCAUCCAGGCAUAGGGAGGUGAGGCUUUACCUAAACCCCAACUCCCCUCUGCUUGCCUCCCCACUCUCCCCUCAACCCCAAACCCCACUUGCUUCCCCAUCCAGGCAUAGGGAGGUGAGGCUUUACCUUAACCCCAACUCCCCUCUACCUGCCUGCCCACUCUCCCCUCAACCCCAAACCCCACUUGCUUCCCCAUCCAGGCAUAGGGAGGUGAGGCUUUACCUAAACCCCAACUCCCCUCUGCUUGCCUCCCCACUCUCCCCUCAACCCCAAACCCCACUUGCUUCCCCAUCCAGGCAUAGGGAGGUGAGGCUUUACCUUAACCCCAACUCCCCUCUACCUGCCUGCCCACUCUCCCCUCAACCCGAAACCCCACCUGCUACCCUAAAUCCAGGCCUAGGGAGGCAUAGGGAGGUGAGGCUUUACCUAAACCCCAACUCCCCUCUGCUUGCCUCCCCACUCUCCCCUCAACCCCAAACCCCACUUGCUUCCCCAUCCAGGCAUAGGGAGGUGAGGCUUUACCUUAACCCCAACUCCCCUCUACUUGCCUGCCCACUCUCCCCUCAACCCCAAACCCCACUUGCUUCCCCAUCCAGGCAUAGGGAGGUGAGGCUUUACCUAAACCCCAACUCCCCUCUGCUUGCCUCCCCACUCUCUCCUCAACCCCAAACCCCACUUGCUUCCCCAUCCAGGCAUAGGGAGGUGAGGCUUUACCUUAACCCCAACUCCCCUCUACCUGCCUGCCCACUCUCCCCUCAACCCGAAACCCCACCUGCUACCCUAAAUCCAGGCCUAGGGAGGUUUAGGGAGGUGAGGCUUUACCUAAACUAUGACUUAUGCUCUGUCUGCCCCCUCUACCAUCAACCCGAAACCCCACUUGCUUCCCCACUUGCUUCCCCGCCCUCUACCCUCAAGCCGAAUAGCCACUUGCAAACCCUUACCGCUUGCCUUCCAUAUCUGCCACCUCCCCUAUCCCCCUCCAAUCUACAGGAAUUGUCUAGGCGUGUAGCAACACAUCUUUGCUUCAACAUUGAAGCUUCAAUGAUUCAGUUCUACCCAUCCGCGGAAGAGGCCUUAGAUCAUGGGUUUAGCGAGUUUGUGUCGCCACAGGUUCUGGCCUCGUUGCGUGCGCUCUUUCAGCACAACGAUGCCAGCACCAGAGGGGUCUUUAUCGAGCAGCUGUCCUCAACUACGACUUCUAUCAACGGCUGGAUGAGAAAGGUGGCACUCACGGCGUUGGGUCGGCAGGCGAACAUGUGCUACUUGGGGAGGUUACCAGCAGAUCUGCUUUCACCACUCGAGUUCUACACGGAUGAGGAGCUCAUUGCACGUUACAAGGAUGGGGAGAGGGGGCUGGCAUGGCAUCGGGAGCUCCUCAUCCCUUUCGGCAGCCUCAUCUUCUCGGUGUCCAUCAAGUUGGCUUUGGCGCGUCGUGGGGUCAAUUCUGAGAAGAUUAAGACCCGCCAGCUGGGUUGGAUCCUAUAUGCGUUUGAGUGGCCAAUCCUCAACAACGCGCCUGAUGGGAAGUUGAGUGGCAAGUGGGAGUACAAUCGGAUCCAGUACGAGGAGAUGUGCACCCGUGUGAAGCGGGAGGUCGAGAUCGCUGUCAUUGACCAUGGUGUCCCAUACGCCAAAAAUACGAACACUUUCAACUUCCCCAACGGCGUCUACAUCGACGCGUCUCACAUGGAGACCCUUGUCAGCAGGGUGCAGGUAACAUUGCUGAAUUCCUCCCAUCUCAUCCGUCCCCUUCCUCCCAUCUCAUCCGUCCCCUUCUUCCCAUCUCAUCCGUCCUCUUCUUCCCAUCUCAUCCGUCCCCUUCCUCCCAUCUCAACCGUCCCCUUCCUCCCAUCUCAUCCAUCCCCUUCUUCCCAUCUCAUCCAUCCCCUUCUUCCCAUCUCAUCCAUCCCCUUCUUCCCAUCUCAUCCGUCCCCUUCCUCCUAUCUCAUCCGUCCCCUUCCUUCCAUCCCCUUCCGUCCCCUAUGCCUCUUUGCACAGGCUGCAGGACCUGCACCAGCCCGGCAACCUGCAGGAGCAACACAGAGAUUGGUGCGGAGGGGCGUAGCAGUGGCGGUAACAACUAGUAGCCGCAGCAUGGGGACAUGCGGAGCAGCAGUGGCAGCAACGGGACAGGUGCGGAGCAGCAGGGGCAGCAUGGGGACAGGUGCGGAGCAGCAGGGGCAGCAGGGGGACAGGUGCGGAGCAGCAGUGGCAGCAUGGGGACAGGUGCGGAGCAGCAGUGGCAGCAUGGGGACAGGUGCGGAGCAGCAGUGGCAGCAUGGGGACAGGUGUGGAGCAGCAGGGGCAGCAUGGGGACAGGUGCGGAGCAGCAGUGGCAGCAUGGGGACAGGUGCGGAGCAGCAGGGAAGGAUGUGGCAGUGCUCUUAUCAUCAAUAG
Molecule: messenger RNA, 4188 nt
Organism: Closterium sp. NIES-65
Lineage: Eukaryota; Viridiplantae; Streptophyta; Zygnematophyceae; Desmidiales; Closteriaceae
Source: the annotation of a GenBank genome assembly